AUGUCCCCAUAUGUCGGAAACCUUUCGUUCCUCCGAUACCUGAACCUCGCAAACAACUCUUUCCAUGGUUUCAUUCCUCCUGAAAUCGGGCGAUUGCUCAGGCUUAAAAACCUGAUCUUGAGCCACAACACCUUAGAAGGCGAAAUUCCUAGAAAUCUCUCCUUGUGUCUUAGCCUCGACAGAUCCCCGCUUCCAUCGGAAACCUUUCCACCCUUGGAAGAGCUUAAUAUAUGGAGCAACAACCUGACAGGAGGAGUUCCCAUUUCUAUAAGCCAAACGAGACUCAAAAUUUUCAACGCUGGUGAAAACCAGCUGAUAGGUGGCUUCUCCUCUGCUCUUUACAACUUGUCAUCCCUCAAUAUCUUAAGUUUGACCCUAGGCCUGUUCUCUGGUAGUAUCAGGAGAGACAUAAGCCUUCUGCUUCCGAAUCUGCAAAUUCCAUGUCUGGGAUUUAAUCAGUUCACAGGUCCCAAUCCUGAUUCACUCUCCAACGUCACGAACUUAGCAGAAAUUGAUAUCGUCAGCAAUAACUUCACUGGAUGUGUCCCGGCCAGCUUUGGACGGCUUCAGAACUUGAGAUGGCUUGGCCUUGGGUCUAAUUUUCUCAGAAGCGGCGCAACCAACAGUCUAAGUUUCCUUGCUGAUUUGGCCAACUGCAGCAACCUUGAACUGCUGGAUUUACAACAUAACCAGUUCGAAGGUGAAAUUCCUACAACUCUGGGCAACUGUUUGGGAUUCAAAGAGCCGUAUAUUCAGGCGAACCAUUUUCGAGGACCCAUUCCUCAGUUCGAGGGGCUAAAAGGCCUCCGUUUUCUCAACCUUUCCAAUAACAACCUGUCAGGGCAAGUCCCAGAGUUUUUAGUUAACUUGUCAUCAUCACUGCAAUUCUUGAAUCUGUCUUUCAAUAAUCUUGAAGGCGAAGUACCUGUACGUGGGAUAUUUGGAAAUAAUAGUGCCUUCAAAGUUGACGGCAACCAAGAGCUGUGCGGAGGCAUACCUGAACUGCAUUUGCUUUCGUGUACAGCAAAAUUGUUGCCGAGAUCAAAAAAGCAUAUAUCUUCGAAGUUGAUGAAAGGAGCUUUCAAGGGCUUCUUGGCCGAAUGUAAAGCACUCGGCAGCAUUCGGCAUCGUAACCUUGUCAAGAUCUUGACUGCUUGUUCGAGCAUCGACUCCCAUCGUAAUGACUUCAAAGCCUUGGUGUACGAGUACAUGUGCCGAACUCCAAUUGUCCACUGUGAUCUAAAGCCAAGCAACAUUCUUCUCAAUGAUGAUUUCACAGCUCAUAUCAGCGAUUUUGGAUUAUCGAGGCUCAUUUUCAAUUCUAACAAAGACAUCUUUUCGAGUCAUCCUAGCUCCUGUGCUUUUCUGGGAACCAUGGGUUACAUUGCUCCAGAAUAUGGAAUGGGCGUUCGUCCAUCAACAAGUGGGGAUGUGUACAGUUUUGGAAUUCUCUUCUUAGAGAUGUUCACUGGAAGACGACCAACGGACAGUAUAGUUAAAGAGGAUUUUAACCUUCAGAAGUUUGUCGAGUCAGAGUUGUCAAAGGGAGCAACAGGGAUUUUGGAUCAGUCGAUUUUCUGUGGGGAAGUAGGCGAAAGCAUGGACGAGGAGGGGAUAUGGAGAGUGUGGAAUCGACCAAGCCGAAAGUCUGAUAUCGGUUUUUGA
Eucalyptus grandis is the source of this 1665-nucleotide messenger RNA. RefSeq names its product probable LRR receptor-like serine/threonine-protein kinase At3g47570. Gene Ontology annotation, molecular function: protein binding; ATP binding; protein kinase activity. Gene Ontology annotation, biological process: protein phosphorylation. Lineage: Eukaryota; Viridiplantae; Streptophyta; Magnoliopsida; Myrtales; Myrtaceae. Bases 1 to 1665 code for a protein of 554 amino acids. The transcript has 6 exons. The record is from RefSeq and is a predicted model, not a curated record.